Liolophura sinensis is the source of this 2554-nucleotide messenger RNA. Its product is annotated as centrosomal protein of 57 kDa-like. The coding region runs from base 79 to 1509 and encodes 476 amino acids. The transcript is spliced from 9 exons. The record is from RefSeq and is a predicted model, not a curated record. Gene Ontology annotation, cellular component: centrosome. Gene Ontology annotation, molecular function: gamma-tubulin binding; microtubule binding; identical protein binding. NCBI's taxonomy places the organism in Eukaryota, Metazoa, Mollusca, Polyplacophora, Chitonida, Chitonidae.
GGGAAAUCAACAUCGGGAAAGAACAAGUGUCAAAAUCCAGUGCCGUUGUUUCCAUUAUAUAACUAAACUACGGGAGGGAUGGAAGGUCGCACAUCAUCUACUAAUAUGACAGACAGAUCGUCACGGCGUUACAAACCAGAAGACACCAUCAGCGUCUCUUCAUAUCACGACUACCCAUCUCAGAAGCCCUUCAUUAACAGUGACUACAGACCACCCAUCACCAAACGCCCCAUUGCACAACCAGAAAGCAACAGAAAUGCAGUCAUCUCUGCUUUGAAAAACUUACAAGACAAGAUCCGCAAGUUGGAGUUGGAGAGGACGUCUGCCGAAGACAACCUGAGGGCUUUGACAACAGAAACGACGCGGUACAAAGAUAUGCUGCAGAAGAGUUACCAGAGUGAGGGAGCCAGGCAGUCAAUGGUGUCCAAACAAACUCAAGCUUUAGAAUCUCAGUUGACAUCAGCAGAGACAAGAUGUAAGGUGCUAGAGAAACAGCUGGACCACAUGAGGACGAUGGUGCAAGAGGCAGAGCACGGGCGCCAUGAGGCAAUUCAGAGCGCCGCGUGCAAAGCGCAGGACAAGAGGCAAGCAUCUGAGGCAGAUCAGAGAUCACACAGGGACCAAAUUUCCCAGUUGGAAAGAGACCGUGUCAAGCUAGCAGCAACUCAGAACCUAGCACAGAGUAAAAUAAGGGCGCUGGAAGAACAGUUAAAGAGAGAGAGAUUGCAGAGACAAUACCUUGAAGAACAGACGCUGUCCAAUGGCAGAGACCCAUAUGUACACUCUCCUCCAGCCAAAACAAAGAAAGUGGUGAGAAAGAAGAAAAAAGAGAAGACUACAAAACCAGUUAGACGAACGAGGACAGCGUCUGAACCUAGUAAACAUUUCCGUUUGAAUUUGGCGGAAAUUCCAUUUGUGGCUGGUCAGUCAACGACUCCAAGUCACCGAGUAGGUGCUAACGUUCAGAAGGUGAUUGCGCUGAUGAAGAGUCACAAUGUAGCGCUCUGCUCUUCCCUGCAAGGCUCCUCAGCUUCGUCAUCCUCCUCACGCUGCAGCACACCCGACAGCGAUGCAGACCUUGCCGAGUUACUGUUACAAUUGCAGGAUGAGUUUGGGGAGAUGAGCUUUGAACACCAUGAGUUGAUGAAGCAGCUCAAUGAGACAGACAAUGAGACAGUGAGACAAGAGCUAGAGGCAGAACUAGACAGCCUGGUGAGCAGAAUGGAGGCCAAGAGUCAGCAGAUCUCACGAGUACGGAGGCACCAAACAAACCUUGACUGCAAGAAAAGAAAGAAAAAGCAAGGUCGGCCAAAAUCUGCAAUGGCCCGACUUCAGACGCAGCGCAAUGGAGAGGUCAAGGUCACCACUACGAUACGGGCAUCUGGUCCUGGCAGCGGGAGGAUAAAAGUUAAGACGUCACCCUCAGGCAAAAGUCCGCUGACUGUGCUCAAAGACAUGAAAAAAUUACAGACAUCUCUUCGUAGGGAUGAUGUGCACUGGGAUAAAUGAUGGAUAAGUCAUGUACCUAUACCACUGGGUCUGUUGUUGUUGGUAUUUUAAGUCAAAAAUUGUGCUGCCUUGAGAAGGCAAAAUGGAAAUUUCUUACAAAUCAUGGCUCAUAUCUUAUAAAUUUUACCCACUUUUUAAAGUUAACUGAUGGUUUAUAGUGUUUUUAAAAGAAAUUUAUACAUUUUCAUUUUCUUUUGUUAACCCCUUUAUUCCAGCUAUACCUCUGUUGACUUCAUUCCAUUCUCAAGUUUAGAACAGGUAUGGGAUGUGACUCCAGAUGAUAGUCUUUUCAGGAAUUACUGGAAUUAUGUCAGUAUUUGGAAAACAAAUCUUGGUAUCACAACCAGGUGAUAUGAAUUUUUUUUUUAAUUUUGAAUUGCAAAGUUAUGUGUUAGCUUCAACAGAAUUCUGCUUUAGACAGGCAUCUGUCUGUCUGUCCGAAAAUCCCGUCUUCAGGGAAAAUAUGGAUACAAGACUUUUCAAACUUGAAAUCCAUUGUUACAAAUUCUAUGAGGGCAUAAUUAUGAGGACAUAAUUAUGGCAUGAAUGGUGUUUUGUGUGGCAUGAAUGGUGUUUUGUGUGGCAUGAAUGGUGUUUUGUGUGGCAUGAAUGGUGUUUUCUGAAAUCAUUUUGUAUAACUUGCUCGUAAAUGAUGUCGCCUGCAAACAUCGCAAGGUCAGAAAUAAAAUUUGAAGUGAUAUAUGGAGAUACUGGACUGAUCGAGAUGAAAUCCUUCUGGCUUAUUAGAUAAAUCCACAGAUCACAUUUAUGGAAGACACUCGGAAUUUGAUCCAGAGUCCUACUUUAUUGUGCUGUUGACUCACUAUAAUGUACAUGUAGCCUCAAUGUGUUGUUGACUCAUUGUGCAUUUCACUCACUGUUGGCAUUUAGGUGUUAGCCUUAUUCAGGGUUGUUAUGUAAAGCCUCCCCAUCACACUUACAUGUUGUAGAUAUUUUCUUAUUUAUUUUUUACAUUCUUGUAAAUAUCUUAUUAAAGAUCUAAUGCAAUAUAUUGAGUAAAAUUGAAUAAAUACUUGAAACAGAA